CCUCGACGGUGGAGGGUGGCCAAGCUGGUGCACCACCUGGUGGUCCGCCUCCUCCUCCGACGUCGUACGGCAACCCGCAGCUGCAACCAGAUGGUUUGUUGCCAGCCAGUAAAUGCGACACGAGCAGCUCCUCCCUCCGGAAGCACUAUGCCAACCAACGCUGUUGAUGACCCGAGCACUGCCCCGUCCCCUCUCAGCGCACCCGCCUCAAAUAUGCGCAACGCCACGGCCGCAGCGUCGAUGCAACAGAACCAAUUGAUCAAUACAGGGAAUGGGGCCUGGAGGGAGUAGUUUUGGCGGGGCGGGUGGAGAUACCAACGAUACCAACAGAUACGAAUUUUCCAAUAACCCGGUCGAGCAGGAACAACAGCAACAGAUGUUGUAGCGAAAUCAAUUUGUGCAACAACGGCAACAGAAACACAUGCAAUUUUAAUUGCCUGGGUGAGGAUGCUGAAAAAUUUGAUGCUCAAAGAUCCCUAUUCCAGGAGCCCAUAGGAUAUUCUAUUUGCUGAACAGAUUCAAGAGAUAUUUCCGAACAGAAAUGGAUGGGUAGAAUAUGCAGGAAAGAGCAAAAAAGCGUGUGAUCACACGGAAAAAAGUG
This is a messenger RNA of Amoebophrya sp. A120, 601 nucleotides long. NCBI's taxonomy places the organism in Eukaryota, Dinophyceae, Syndiniales, Amoebophryaceae. The record is from the annotation of a GenBank genome assembly.